This is a messenger RNA of Lytechinus variegatus (green sea urchin), 975 nucleotides long. RefSeq lists its product as uncharacterized. Lineage: Eukaryota; Metazoa; Echinodermata; Echinoidea; Temnopleuroida; Toxopneustidae. The transcript is spliced from 5 exons. The record is from RefSeq and is a predicted model, not a curated record. Bases 63 to 653 code for a protein of 196 amino acids.
GAAGUGAGAAUGAGAUCCCAUGCGCGACCCACUGACUUAGAUAUCCACUGCCAAAACGGUUCAUGGUACAGGGUAUAGGGCAAGUCCAAGAAAAGGUCACCCUAGAAGAUUCCCAUUCAGCCGUUGGACUGAACUGGUACUGUAACACAGUAUGGAUGGUCAAUAUGAAGCAAGCUUCAUCGAAUUCCUCCAAGAGCUCUGUACUCUGUUCUGAUCAUUUUGAAGAUGCUUGCUUUGACAGGACUGGGCAAACGAUUCGUCUAAGACAGGAUGCUGUCCCAACCACAUUUAAUUUGCCGCCUCGUCAUCAGAAGAUGGAGACCAGCAGCAUGGCAGCAGGAGCUAAUGUUGGUCGUGAUGAGGCAUAUACCACCAUCAACAAUGCUGCAAUUGCAGUCACCACCACCAAGUCUGCUUCUGUCACUGCCAUCACCAUUGCCACCGCCAUUACCAAGACCACUCCUGACACAAAGCCCCCAAGUCCUCAACUGACCAGAUAUUGCAGCUGGAGAAGGAUAUACCAGGAACUUCAAAGCCAGGGCUUGCCAGUCUCCUACAAUAAGAAAAAUGCCAUGGGCCCAUCUAAUGAACUAGUAGUAGAAUAUUUGGCCACAGUUGUAGAAAUGCAGAGACUAACAUACUGCCACAGGUGAGGUUUUGUCCACAGUUCCAGGACACAAAAUAGUAUCAGAAAGUCAUGCCAGAAUCAACAACUGAAGGGUUUGAAGAGCCAGAUAAAGAGCCUAGAAAUGUGAUUUAAACGUACUUCAAUCACAUGCACAGUAGGAGCAAAAACAGCAGCAAACACACAGGAGAUGUAACACUACAUUGACCAACAGCAACAACUACAGCAGCAUCAACAAUUUCUGCAGGAGAUGCAAAAACCACACUGGCAACCUCAACAACAUCAAGGUGUCCAACAAGCACUCCGGGAACGUUAACAGCAACCACAGCUUCAGCUGGAGUUUCAACAAA